Molecule: messenger RNA, 526 nt
Organism: Raphanus sativus (radish)
Lineage: Eukaryota; Viridiplantae; Streptophyta; Magnoliopsida; Brassicales; Brassicaceae
Product: cytochrome c oxidase subunit 6b-3
Exons: 4
Coding region: 128-364 (78 amino acids)
Cellular component (GO): respiratory chain complex IV; mitochondrion
Source: RefSeq, a predicted model, not a curated record
CUCAAAUCGGAGAGAAUGUUGGGGAUGUUCAUUUUGAAAUAUAGACUGCGUCUCCUCUUUUCUCCUACACAAACACAAUCUUCUCACCGUUCGUCUUCUGAUCAGAUCAGAUCAUAUCAGAUCAGCCAUGGAGGAUGAGAUUGAGUUGAAAACUGCCCCUGCUGAUUUCCGGUUCCCUACAACGAACCAGACAAGGCACUGUUUCACCCGCUACAUUGAGUUCCACAGGUGUACAACUGCAAAGGGAGAGGACUCCAAUGAAUGCGAGAGGUUCGCCAAGUACUACCGCGCUCUCUGCCCUGGAGAAUGGGUUGACAAGUGGAAUGAGCAGAGGGAGACCGGAACUUUCCCUGGUCCUCUCUGAUUUGAGCAAGAUCAGGCUCUCUUUUAUCAUUUUAUGCUUUAAGGCCAGAAGAAGGUCGUGUGGAUGGAUUGAUUGUUGAAACCCCAACUCUUUCGUUUUUAAACGUUUUCUCUGGAUGAUCAAAAUAAAUAAACUGGAAAGACAUUCUUUUGGAUUGAUAAA